AUGCGAGAGAAACAAAAAAGAAGGGUGACUAUUGGACAGAGCAACAACAGCACGGUAAGCUUGGAGCUGUUUAAUACUGGAGGACAUAACAGUAGUGGAAGAAAGAUGACAGUCUUGGAAGUUACUGGCGAAGCCGAGUCUCUUCAAGAAGAGCCACAACGGGUAUUUCCGAUUAAAGCAGAGUCAGAGUCAGAAUCAGAAGUGGAACUAAGUAGUAACAUCACUGGGUCCAACAGAAAUCAGCUACUGGAUUUUCUUCAACCACAAGAAGACCAAGUAGCUACUUCAAGUUUAUGUGAUAAGCUUUAUGACUCACUUCAGGCCCUCAAAAGGAGAAACAGGCAAUGUUUGUUAGAAUUAGGACUCAUGUAUCACGUAAAGCUGAAAAACAAUCAUCCAUCCAGAAAAGACAAGGAACUAGAAGAUUUUUUCCAGGGCAACGGAAAAUUGGUAUUGCCCAAAAAAUUCCAUAAAGGUCUGAGAGGUGGUAACAUAAGAAGCUGGAACUCUUUGUCUAACAUUACUUUAGAUAGCUCAAAAGAUGAGCAAAAUCGUUACUCAUUUCUUCAGUCUUGUUCAAAACCAAAGAGUGCCUCUGCUACUUGGAUUUCCUCUCUUACCAUUCCUCAGCCCUUCAAGAUGACCCUUCGAGAAACACACAGAAAAUCUCAAAUUCUAAAAUCUCAUGUGUUGCGUGAAAUAGAGUCAGCUACAUACAAAAGGCAAAUGCAAGAAGAUGCAGAAUGCCAGAAACAGUUCAAAGCACAACCUGUGCCUGCUCAUAUCUAUCUGCCACUCUACCAGGAAAUAAUGGAAAAGAAUGAAAUCCGUAGACAAGUGGAAACUCAAAAGAGAAGGGAGCUACUUCUUUCAAUGCAAAAACCCUUCAGCUUUCAGGAAAGAGAAGAGAAGAGAAAAGAGGCCAUCAGACAGAAGUUUUUGAACAUAUUAACCCCAGUUAAGAAAAUAGUACCAAAGGUCAGGAAGAAGAUCCCCAAGUCCAUGUAUGAGCCAAUGCUUGGGGAUAAACUCAAAGAAGCUGAACUCUUAAGACAAAUCCGUAUUCAGUUGAGAGCCAAGGAAUUAUUGGAAAACUCCUGGGCCCCCAUUGAGCUUGGCAAUGAACAAAGAGACAAAAAAUCCCGAAUUGCCUCCAAAAAUAGGGAACAAAAGUUAAGCUUUCUACAGGACAACUUUAGUUUUAAGCCAAGAAUUAACACAUCAGUGCCUGAUUUUGAAGAACUUUACUGGGCAUUCCAGAGAGAAGUACUAAGCAAACAAGAAAUUAAAGAAGCAACUCGUAAUAAACCAUUCAGACUGAGAACAUCAAAUCUCAGUUGCAGACAUAAAAUGUGUGACAAGAUUAUGGACUUUCAACAACCUUCUAAGGCACCAAUACAAAGAAGUCGGUCUUUGACUUGUCUUUCAUCCCUCUCUACCAAUACGCUUCCAAUAUAUAUUACAGAUGCAGUGAGAAAGAGGGCAAGUGCUGUUAAACUCCUCCAAGAAAAUAAGAAAUACAAAGAGAAUGAAGGAGCUCGCUGGGCAGAGCUACAAAGAAAAAAAUGUCAAGCAAUGCAUAAAUCAGUGAAUUGUCGAGCAAAAGCUAUGGAUCCACAUAAAAGUUUGGAAGAGACACACAAAGAAAAACUGAAGCAAAACUGGCAAAAUGGCCAAAAAAGAACAAGAGAAUAUAAGAAAGAACUAGAAGAGAUGAAGAUGCGAGUGAAAAACAGACCUUAUCUGUUUGAACAAGUCACAACACGUAGUGCCUGUCAAGGAGCACAGAAGCUUUUCAGAGACACCUUGCAGCAGUUUGGGUUGAAUGAAGAGUUUGUGAGAAAGAAGGGGAGAGAAGCCACUGACCCAGUAGAAAAGCAGCAGCAGUUUGAAUCAAAAAGAAAUCACAAGUUCCAGAGAGGUACUGAGGCUGACAUCAUAAAACAACUAUCUCAAGAGGGACUAAAAAGACUGGAAUUAAAGUAGAAGAAACUGAUAAAAGUCUCCAUUUGCCUACAGCAUAUUAUUUUCUUUAAUCAAAUGUAGUUUAGGACUAGACAGCUGCAGAAGAAUUGAAGCUAAAUCUUCAAUUAUGUGACUUUGAGGUAUUGUAGUUAGCAAUAUGACUUAUUGAGGCAAUAUUAAAUUUGGUUAAUGCUAGACUUUUGAGAUCUUGCUUAAAAGAAGACUGCUCAAGAGGGUGAAAGAGGAGAGUAUAUAUAGAGAGAGUGUAUACAUCAGUCAUCCCGAAUUGGUCUGAGUCAGAGGACACAUUUGGAAGUUGAAGAUGCUAACACUGAUAAGUAAGUCUAGUCACAAAAUGUGCAUUUCCCAUAAGCAAACUGAUGCCCAACAACCUAAAUAACAAGGAAGUCCCAGCAGAAAUCUGUAACACGCACAGACAACUGGGAAAGCCUUUUGAGUAAUGAGCCUUCCAGAAAAUAUCACUACCUUCUUCUAGGAGUGCUUCCCUUGUGUCUGUGGUUUACAAACACCUCUUUCAAACACUUUGCACAGAACUUUUAGCUGAGUAAGUUUCAAUAAAUAACCAACUUCAAAAUUUCCUAUAAUUACAAUGGGUCCAGCUCCUUUCAACCAAAAGACCUAGGUACAACCUAAAAUUUGCAUAAUAAUUAAUUCAAUGUGAUCCAAAUCUGUCAUCUUGUAUUUUAUAGGAAGAUAAAAAUUGCUUAAUGUAGAUUCCAAAGCUUUAAUAUCGAGCCAAAAAUCUUAAAAUGCAAAGUCUGUUUCAAAGUAUAGUCAUGAGCCCUUGAGCGUUAGCCAAGAACACUGCACUAAAUAAUUCUAACUGCAUCCCAGUUUUUUUCCUCUUGAGUAUAUUCUUGAAGCACACCAAGUCUUUAUUAAUAGGGUAAGAAUUGAGUGACCACUGAGUGCUUCUCUCAUCUGCCAUUUCUAUUUGUGUCUGCGUAAUCAUUUCAAAUUAAUUUUAAAUUUAAUGUUCCAUUAGUGUUUUAUACUGCAUAUAAUUGCAUUGUGUUUUUAUGAAGUUGUAACUCAUUUUGAACUUCUGUGUAAGGCAAACUAUAUUUGAAAAGCCACCAAAUAAAUACACGCUCAACCAUU
Candoia aspera is the source of this 3087-nucleotide messenger RNA. It is a transcript of the gene FAM161B, whose product is annotated as FAM161 centrosomal protein B. Bases 1 to 1986 code for a protein of 661 amino acids. Gene Ontology annotation, biological process: cilium organization. NCBI's taxonomy places the organism in Eukaryota, Metazoa, Chordata, Lepidosauria, Squamata, Candoiidae. The record is from RefSeq and is a predicted model, not a curated record. The transcript has 9 exons. Gene Ontology annotation, cellular component: cilium.